GAAAAAGAAGACAAAUUUUGAAGAUAAGCCCGGGAUUACACUGACAAAUCCAUUUUUCACAACACACAAACACACACGCAUGUUGUUUGUGUAGUCAUAGUGUGAUGUGAUAGCUCAGUCAGUGUUGAUUCAAUUUUCUUCAUCUGCACCGAGAUUCUUCUUCUUCUUCUACCAACAUUGUGUGUGUGUGUGUGUUGAUUUGAUUCUCCCUGCGCCACCACCACGGUCCAAACAAAAAGUGGUCAUGCAUUGUUGUGGCUCCUCCUGCUUCAUUGUGCUUCGGGGACAUUGUGCCAGUUUGCGGUUUCAGUUGAAAUUCCCAGUUCAAGGUAUUUAAGUUUAGGUUUGGACUGGAUUUCCCUUUGGUCCUUGGGCGCUGGCGAGUACCGAAUUUGAGAAGCUUAUUAGGGUUUGCUUAGGGAGUAGAGAAGUAGAGGAAGUGAAUUGUUUUGGAUGGGGCAUUCUGCAGCUGUCUGGGACUAUAGAGCAGCAACUGAAAUUACAAAAGACUGGAAUGGGAUCGAUCAAAUCAUGCUUCGGACCCCGCAGGGCGUUUCGGCACGGGUAAGCUUACAUGGAGCACAGGUCACUUCAUGGCGUAAUGAGCAGGGCGAAGAACUUCUCUUCACAAGCAGCAAGGCAAUUUUCAAGGCGCCAAAAGCAAUACGAGGAGGAAUUCCUUUAUGUUUUCCGCAGUUUGGAAACUGUGGAUCACUCGAGCUGCAUGGAUUUGCAAAAAAUAAAAUGUGGGCUAUUGAUGACAACCCUCCUCCUCUGCCUGCAAAUGAUUCCUGUGGGAAAUCCUUUGUUGACCUGCUUCUCAAAUCAUCUGAAGAAGAUAUGAAGGGCUGGCCACAUAGUUUUGAGUUCCGCCUUCGGGUCUCUCUUACAACUGAUGGAGCCCUGAAUUUGAUAUCACGAAUCAGGAAUAUCAAUGGCAAGCCAUUUAGUUUCUCAUUCGCAUAUCACACAUACUUGUUGGUUUCUGACAUUAGUGAGAUAAGGAUUGAAGGUCUGGAGACACUUGAUUACCUGGACAACCUUUGCCAGAAAGAACGAUUCACAGAACAAGGAGACGCGUUAACAUUUGAAUCUGAGGUGGAUCGAGUUUAUGUUAGCUCUCCAAAUGUAAUUGCAGUUCUAGAUCAUGAGAGGAAAAGGACUUAUGUUAUAAGAAAGGAAGGUCUCCCUGAUGUUGCUGUGUGGAAUCCAUGGGAGAAGAAAUCAAAAUCAAUGACAGACUUUGGUGAUGAUGAGUACAAACAGAUGCUUUGUGUUAAUGGGGCAGUGAUAGAGAAACCUGUGAACUUGAAGCCUGGAGAGGAAUGGACAGGGAGGCUGCAGCUCUCAGUUGUGCCAUCAAGUUUUUGUAGUGAGCGUCUUGGUCUUGAUAGAGGUGAUCUUUGAGGAAAAUUGUACAAAAUCUUAUCAGUAGAUGGCUUCAGUUUAUCUUACAGUUUUAAGUUGUAGAGAAUAGGGCUUUUUUUAUGGAGCAUCUGAUUUUUCUGUGGUGAUCCUAGGCUAGGAAUAGUACUUUUAGAAAAGCCUAUGUUUUUGAAAGAGUGGCUAUCAAAUUUCAGACCAUUUUAAUAUUUUGGGGAGUUUUUGAACCAGCAUUAUUAAAUUCCUAAAAAAAAAGAGGUUACAA
Messenger RNA from Lotus japonicus, 1648 nucleotides. RefSeq names its product putative glucose-6-phosphate 1-epimerase. Gene Ontology annotation, molecular function: isomerase activity; carbohydrate binding. Bases 454 to 1407 code for a protein of 317 amino acids. NCBI's taxonomy places the organism in Eukaryota, Viridiplantae, Streptophyta, Magnoliopsida, Fabales, Fabaceae. Gene Ontology annotation, biological process: carbohydrate metabolic process. The transcript is spliced from 10 exons. The record is from RefSeq and is a predicted model, not a curated record.